Messenger RNA from Bursaphelenchus okinawaensis, 538 nucleotides. NCBI's taxonomy places the organism in Eukaryota, Metazoa, Nematoda, Chromadorea, Rhabditida, Aphelenchoididae. The record is from the annotation of a GenBank genome assembly.
AUGUCUAGUCAAGGAUAUUCUCGGCUGGUAAACGAUCCUUCGGCAUCAGAUACGUUUGUAGCAAAUUCUUUUCAACAGCAAGAGGUAAGUUCACAUUCUUUUUACUAUUUCUUUUGUUUAGAAGAUUGUAAAUGAACAAGAUGAAGAUUUGGAGAAGGUAGCAGCCAGUAUGUCAACUUUAAAACACAUGUCCAGCAGGAUAGGGGAAGAAUUGGAGGAGCAAUCAGAGUAUGUUAUGUUAUACUAACUGUUUUUAAGGAGACUUGGGAAUAUUCAAGAUUUAACAGGGAAAAUAAUUGUUUUGUGAUUGGAAAUUGUUGUCAUAAUUAGAAUAUAGUUUAAUUUAUAUUAUUUGUGGGUUUUCAGGUUACUGGACGACUUAUCCUCCGCCAUGCAUCGGACACAAGCACAGAUGGACACAGUAAUGAGGAAGUUGGCUAAAGUAACGGGAAUGGACGACGAUGGGAGACAAUGGAAAGCUAUAUUCGUGUUGAUUGGGUUGUUCUUCUUUCUACUUAUGAUCUUGGUUGCGUUUUAA